This is a messenger RNA of Bursaphelenchus xylophilus (pine wood nematode), 243 nucleotides long. Lineage: Eukaryota; Metazoa; Nematoda; Chromadorea; Rhabditida; Aphelenchoididae. The record is from the annotation of a GenBank genome assembly.
AUGGCCGUGUGUCGCGUCCUAAUCGUUGUGCUGGUCCUCUCUACGUCCUUCUCAACUGUUCUGCCCCAUCCUAGCAAUUCGAAAUCGCCUGUAAUCCCCUCCAUGAACUUUGAUUCGCUUUCAAUGAACCCAUUCUUCAGCCAGUAUCGUCGUAAUUCAGAAUUCCUUCAGAAGCGAGACGUUGAAGACAUCUAUCAAAUGGAUCCAUACGAACUGGGAAUCAAGUUCGGAAAGAAGAAAUGA